Molecule: messenger RNA, 1041 nt
Organism: Zingiber officinale
Lineage: Eukaryota; Viridiplantae; Streptophyta; Magnoliopsida; Zingiberales; Zingiberaceae
Product: splicing factor 3B subunit 4-like
Exons: 4
Coding region: 167-724 (185 amino acids)
Molecular function (GO): RNA binding
Source: RefSeq, a predicted model, not a curated record
GCCAAAGUCUUGUCCACAACAGCGUUCGGAGAUCUAUCGAUUGGUCUGCCGCUCCUUCUCUUUUCCGUCGGCACUAGGGUUUUGUGGAGCUCAUCUUUCGUCCUCAAGGCUCCUACAGCGUCGUGAAUCAACUUGUUCUCCGCCGAUCUGUCGCAUCUCUGACGAUAUGUCGCGGAAUCCUGCUCGAACGGUAUACAUAGGUAAUUUGGAUGAAAAGGUGAGUGAGCGAGUCUUGUAUGAAAUACUUGUCCAGGUAGGUCGUAUAGUGGACCUAUAUAUACCUCGGGAUAAGGAAACUGAUCGCCACAGGGGCUAUGCUUUUGCGCAAUAUGAGUCUGAGGAGAUUGCAGAAUAUGCUGUUAGACUCUUUUCAGGCCUUGUACGCCUAAAUAAUAAGACCAUCAAAUUUGCGAUAUCUGGUCAAGAUAAGUCUUCUCAGAACACUGGUACACCUAUAACAUUGAAGCCUACUUUUCCAAGGUCAACUUCUGUAAGUGGACGAGAAAUAGAUGUCUCUCGAAACUCUUUACGGUUAGUUAACCACAGGGAUUCUGAGAAUAUUGAUGAUGUUCCCUUGAGUUACCCACAGUCAUCCUCUUAUGGUUCACUAAACAAUGAUAUGAACCGUGGCAACUACGAAUAUAGCAGGCGUGUUUUUGGGUCUAUGUUCAAUAAUGAUAAUCGGCAAGGUGGGACUCAUCCAAUUACAUUUCCCUCCUAUUAAUCUGUUAUGCCCCUAAUGACCCCAUGUAGGAGUAGGUUCCAAGUGAUCUGCCAGUCUGGUUAGUUUUUCCCCUUAUAUUGGAUAUUAAGAACUUGAUUGUAGAUCUCUCAAGUUUCUCAUCCAUUAUCUAUCUUAAAUGGAACAAGUGAGUAACAUGAUCAGAACUGUCUUGUACAAUAUUAUGUUUAAACAGCUGUAGCUCAGGUCUUCGAGCUUAUCAUUUCAUCUGUAAAUGAUUUGUUGUGUGUUAUUAAACCUCCGAAUGUUUUGCGUUAGCUUCCUUAAUGAUAUGGCAGUAUGAUGUAAAUUCCAAGUGA